Messenger RNA from Archocentrus centrarchus (flier cichlid), 2178 nucleotides. It is a transcript of the gene bsdc1, whose product is annotated as BSD domain containing 1. Gene Ontology annotation, cellular component: cytoplasm. The transcript has 11 exons. NCBI's taxonomy places the organism in Eukaryota, Metazoa, Chordata, Actinopteri, Cichliformes, Cichlidae. The coding region runs from base 174 to 1472 and encodes 432 amino acids. The record is from RefSeq and is a predicted model, not a curated record.
AAGUAGUGAUAUAAAAGUUUUUAUCGCUCUGAGACCGUGAUGUGGAUAUGUGUUUGUUGAAAACAGGAAGUCAUUUGCUUCGGCGUCUUUUCUUUCUUUCUUUCUUUUUUUUUUUAUAAGCCACGCAGUCGGGGUUAGAGUUCAGUAAAUAUUGAUGAUGUCAUCGUGCGAAGAUGGCUGAAGGAGAAGGCUGGUGGGGAGGCUGGUUUCAGCAAAGCUUCCAGGCCGUCAAAGAAAAGUCAACUGAGGCUAUAGAAUUCCUAAAGCGGGACCUGACUGAGUUCUCCACUGUGGUGCAGCAUGAUACGGCCUGCUCAAUUGUGGCCACGGCCACUGCUGUUAGAAACAAACUUGCAGUGGAAAGUUCCUCUGAGACUACAGAAAAAGUGAAGAAGAGCCUGUCUAGUUUCUUAGGCGUGAUAACAGACACGCUUGCUCCACCUCCUGAUAAAACCAUUGACUGUGAUGUAAUCACACUGGUGGCAACACCAGCAGGAACCACAGAAGUUUACGACAGUUCAAAGGCGCGUCUCUACAGUUUGCAAGCCGACCCUGCGACGUACUGCAACGAGCCCGAUGGUCCCCCUGAACAGUUUGAGAGCUGGCUGUCCAGCUUCAGCCUGGAAGAUAAGAAAGGAGAAAUCUCUGAGCUUUUGGUCAACAGUCCUUCUAUACGAGCCCUUUAUACCAAAAUGGUGCCAGCAGCUGUAGCACAUUCGGAGUUCUGGCAGAGGUAUUUCUACAAAGUCUUCCAGCUGGAUCAGGAGGAGGCGAGGAGAUUGGCUCUGAAGCAGAGAGCAGAGCAGAGUGCACACACAGAGACGCUGGGCUGGGAAGAAGAGGAGGAAGAUGACUUCCUCGGAGCCACGUCGUCAUCUCAUCAGCUCAGCCUCACACCCCGGUUGGACAGCGGUUCAGCCCAACCGCCCGGCACCCUGACAGCUCCCGCAGGGGCAUCUGUGCUGAGCCCCGUCCUGUCUCCAAGCGAAGAGCGUGAAACCACCUACUCGGUCAGCAGCGACAGCGUCAGUCUGCCAACGCAGGUAGAAGUGCGGCCAGAGCUCGUGACCACAGAGCUGGCUGAGAAACUGACAGAGGCUAGCUUGGAGGAUGUUGUGGACAAGACACAAGAAGAGCAGAGACCUGGAAACAGUGACUUAGCUCCUGAGGCUCAAGUGGAGGCUGUUACCCAGGCAGAGGGCGCUGCUGAUGGGGUGUCAGUGCGAGCUCCAACCUCGAAGCCUGAAAACUCUAAAGAAGACGGAGUGCAGGACCUGAGAGUUUUUGAGCUCAACUCCGACAGCGGGAAAUCGACGCCCUCCAACAACGGCAAGAAAGGCUCGAGCACCGACGUGAGCGAGGACUGGGAGAAAGACUUUGACCUGGACAUGACGGAAGAAGAGGUCCAGCUGGCGCUCUCUAAAAUCGAUGCAUCUGGAGAGCUGGAUGAAGACUGGGAGAACUGGGACUGAGUGCCUCUCCCACCAUUAAAGCUGGUUCUGGGCAGACGAACCGUGCUCGAUGUGUUUUAACUCUUUGUCCACUCCGUCACCAUGUCAUGAUUGUCAGUAGGGGAUUUUUUCUAGCGGGUUUGGACCACAUUGGUAAACCUGUUGAAAAGUGCAACGGGAAGACCAAGGCAAUAAGAAUUAGACUGCGCCGGCAACUGUCAGAUUAGUGCAGAUGGGCCUCUAAGCGUGGGAAAUGACUCUUGGCUAUUUCUUGGAGUAGCUUCUCAUUUUAGAGAGCGUAUGACACUAGCGUAGGACAGGUUUUGAUCAUUCUGACCGUAAAGCUUAAGGACACGCAAGUGGUGAGUCAGAAUGUGAAGGGUUUCACUGCAGCAGCAGGGGAAGAGCUGUUUUCUUUAUUUUUAUCACAUUAAAUUCAUCACGUAUGCUGCGACUGUAUUUCCAGGCGAUGACUUAAACGCUGGCUGCAGAAUAGCCAUAAAGUGUAACGCUGCUUGUUUCCCUUCUAAGAUGAAACUUUUUUUUCUUUGAUUCAGUGAUGAUGAACGACUCUCUCAUCUGUUUUAUGUCAGGAAAUCUUCAAAAUGGAAAAAAAAUGUCCGCCCCCCCCCUCGGAUUACUUUUCAUUUUGGAUUCACUCCCAGCGGUAGAUUCAUGGCCUUGUAAAACACACAGCGCUGAGAUGAUUUUGUGACACCGUCUGAAA